GACGACCCCCAGUCCUACCUGCCCCCCACAGGUCCUACAGCCCGUCUACCUGCCUUCAGCGAGUCUGAGGAACCAGAGAAGAAGAAGAGGAAGACGAGGGGCGACCACUUCAAGCAGCGUUUCAGGAAGAACUUCACCACCCUGCUGGAGGAGGAGAACCUGUCAGAGAAGCCGGAGCCUAACUACCUGUCUGCGGCGGCCCCGCCCUCCUCGCUGCCACCUCGUCACUUCUGCUGCGUCUGUGGUUUUCCUUCUCACUACACCUGCACCACCUGUGGAGGGCGCUACUGCAGCAGCAAGUGUCUGAUCACCCACAGAGAGACCAG
Austrofundulus limnaeus is the source of this 326-nucleotide messenger RNA. It is a transcript of the gene znhit1, whose product is annotated as zinc finger, HIT-type containing 1. The record is from RefSeq and is a predicted model, not a curated record. Gene Ontology annotation, biological process: chromatin remodeling. NCBI's taxonomy places the organism in Eukaryota, Metazoa, Chordata, Actinopteri, Cyprinodontiformes, Rivulidae.